GGGAAAAAAGUUUAAUUACAUUAGGCAACCUAUUACAGUUAGAUGCAAAUUCUACAAUAUUUGAAUGGACACACAGAACACAUUUUGUCGGGCAAAUGAGACACUGAAACUGCCCCUUCCUCCUCUCCCAAUUUUUUGCAGUUCUCUUCUCUGCUUCCUGCUUACCCACUUCCACCUUCCCAGAGCUCCUCUGGCUCUCGCACUGACCCACAAGCCCCACUCCUUACUCAGUGACUGUGCCUAACUGUCCAGAAUCCCAAAAGUUCUGGGCCAGGACCCUUCCAAGGGGGUUAGCUCCAGGGAACCAAGGCAAUGGGAGACCAGAGCGGCUCCUCUUCCACCAACAGGGGCCCAUGGUCUUGAAAAGCUCACGAGCCUGGUGAAAGGUGUCUUCCAAGUGACAUGUGCCUUGGGGCCCUGGGAGUAGCAGGGGGUUGGAUGAGCUGAUCUCCCCGUUUCCUUCCUUCCUUCUUGGGAGGGGUGAUGUCAGAAGAGACUAAAGCUUAGGGCAUCUUUGCUGGUGAUAGUGCUAGAACAGUAAGACUUUUCUGGAGACAUUUACUGGCUACUCAUUGUGCCCAGCAUGGCACACUAGACCAGAGAAUGGCCCUGAGUGGAAAUCUGGACCUGGCUACUUACUGUGUGACUUUGGAUAAGCUACUUAACCCCUCUGGGCCUCCAUUUUACCCCUCACAAAAUGGGGAAUCAGAAUAAUAGCUAUCUUGUAGGGUGGUGCAGGGUGCUUUGAGCGGGGCUAGACACUCAGAAAGCACCACAGAAAUACUACUGCUUAUUAUUAGUGUUGUUAUGAAUAAAACACACCAGGGCUUCCAAACAUGGCUGUGAGAUGGUUUUCAUUCCCUUCCUUUUACAGAUGCACUUGUGAGGAAAUUGACGCUCUGAAGAGUUGCACUGAUUGGAGGACAGCUCAGGUCUGGCGGGCUGCAAACUGUAUCUGGUGCUCCAUCUACUUCCCGCGAGCACCUACCACUCUGAGAAGAGCGAUUCGGAAAUUUCUGUAGGCAGCCCUCCAAACUGGGGUACAUACCAGAGAGCAGCAGGACCUUGGGAGAGGGACACGGAAGACCUAGAACUGCUGGAUGACGCCCUUGGAAGAAGAGAAGAGUGUGGAGAAAGGAGGUGGAGGAGGAGGAGCCCGAGGUGGCUCAGGAGGUGGCGUGUGCAGUAGAGGGGGCUCCCAUCUUGCUCUGGUCCCCUGUUGGUCACCAGCUGCUCAGGUAGACCCUAGAGACAACUCCUGUUGCACAGGGGAGACCAUGAGCUCCUGAACCCCCAGCUACCUGACUCGGGGCUCUGUAGCCAGAGACCUGCCUGCCUCACACAGGUCCCCAGCAGGAGCCCCCAUCCUCCCCACCCCAGACACUAAAGAAAGGAAGCCUGGGCCUGGGCCGAACACCCCAGGGUUGUGGACUAGGAUGGGGGAUGGGCCUGUAACAGGAGGUGCCCUGGGUGUCCUCCUUCGGCCCCAUGGAGUCCUCAUCCAUUCCCCAGUCAUCAGGGAACUCUUCCGCUUUGGGGAGGGUCCCUCAGACUCCAGGUCCCUCUACUGCCAGUGGGGUCCCGGAUGUGGAGCUGCAAGAUGUGGCUUCGGAGUCGGUGGCCCUUUUCUUCAUGCUCCUGCUGGACUUGACCGCCGUGGCCGGGAACGCUGCUGUGAUGGCUGUGAUUGCCAAGACACCAGCCCUCCGAAAGUUCGUCUUUGUCUUCCACCUCUGUCUGGUGGACCUGCUGGCAGCCCUGACCCUCAUGCCCCUGGCCAUGCUCUCCAGUUCUGCCCUCUUUGACCACGCCCUCUUUGGGGAGGUGGCCUGCCGCCUCUACCUGUUCCUGAGUGUCUGCUUUGUCAGCCUGGCCAUCCUCUCGGUGUCGGCCAUCAACGUGGAGCGCUACUAUUACGUGGUGCACCCCAUGCGCUACGAGGUGCGCAUGACACUGGGGCUGGUAGCCUCUGUGUUGGUGGGCGUGUGGGUAAAGGCCUUGGUCAUGGCUUUGGUGCCAGUGUUGGGAAGGGUCUCCUGGGAGGAAGGUGCUCCCAGUGUGCCCCCAGGCUGUUCACUACAAUGGAGCCGCAGUGCCUACUGCCAGCUUUUCGUGGUGGUCUUCGCUGUCCUCUACUUCUUGCUGCCCUUGCUGCUCAUCCUUGUGGUCUACUGCAGCAUGUUCCGCGUGGCUCGUGUGGCUGCCAUGCAGCACGGGCCACUGCCCACGUGGAUGGAGACACCCCGGCAGCGCUCUGAGUCCCUCAGCAGCCGCUCCACCAUGGUCACCAGCUCGGGCGCCCCCCAGACCACUCCGCACCGGACGUUUGGAGGAGGGAAGGCGGCAGUGGUCCUUCUGGCUGUUGGGGGUCAGUUCCUGCUCUGCUGGUUGCCCUACUUCUCCUUCCACCUCUAUGUGGCCCUGAGUGCUCAGCCUAUCUCCACGGGGCAGGUGGAGAAUGUAGUGACGUGGAUUGGCUACUUCUGCUUCACUUCCAACCCAUUCUUCUAUGGCUGUCUCAACCGGCAGAUCAGGGGAGAGCUCAGCAAGCAGUUUGUCUGCUUCUUCAAGCCGGCUCCAGAGGAGGAGCUGCGGCUGCCCAGUCGGGAGGGUUCCAUCGAGGAGAACUUCCUGCAAUUCCUUCAGGGCACUGGCUGUCCCUCCGAGUCCUGGGCUACCCGACCCCUCCCCAGCCCCAAGCAGGAGCCACCUGCUGUGGACUUUCGAAUCCCAGGCCAGAUAGCUGAGGAGACCUCCGAGUUCCUGGAGCAGCAACUCACCAGUGACAUCAUCAUGUCGGACAGCUACCUCCGUCCUGCACCCUCACCCCGGCCAGAGUCCUGAUAGGCCCUGGACACUCGGAGGGACAGGGAGUCGGGGGCCACUCGUGAGUGCAAGGACUACCUUAUGGGACCACUUUUGUUUCCUGGCAGGCUAGAACUGGAGGCUGGGGUCUCCACACACAGCUUUCUGUUUAGUGUUUCCUGGGUCAGGAACAGAGCCAAGAGGAUGAAUGUCUGGCAAAAGCCUUGGACUUGGCUGUGCUCUCUGACUCCUGGGGGAGGGAACCUGGGUGUGGUGAGAUGGUGACAAGAGAAAGGGUUACAAAGGUGAGGGGAAGCUCUCAACUGACUAUGUACUUUUCAUGCCCAGCAAGCAAGGCCACCCUCUGAGGGCAGGAGGUGGAGAAUAUGGGACGGCAGUCAGGUCUGGAGUCAUUCUGGGGGCCAUUUAGGAUGUUUCAUUUCUCAGUGUAACUGGCCAGGGCAGUAACUGCACCCAAGCAAGGUAAGAAAACGACUCCAGUCUUCUCAUUUCCUUGCAAAGUUUAAAAAGAACAAAAUCAGAGCUAAGUGUUUCCAUUGGGACUGACAGCUCUUUCUCCAGUUUUUUUAAAAAAAUUAGUAGAAUGUCUUUUAUUGAGAGGCAGA
Molecule: messenger RNA, 3431 nt
Organism: Ochotona princeps (American pika)
Lineage: Eukaryota; Metazoa; Chordata; Mammalia; Lagomorpha; Ochotonidae
Gene: GPR61
Product: G protein-coupled receptor 61
Exons: 1
Coding region: 1489-2844 (451 amino acids)
Biological process (GO): G protein-coupled receptor signaling pathway
Cellular component (GO): plasma membrane; endosome; signaling receptor complex
Molecular function (GO): G protein-coupled receptor activity
Source: RefSeq, a predicted model, not a curated record